UCCGCAGUAUCCGCGUUGGGUGCAUGUUUCCACCAAGGUAACAUCCAUUGGUCACAGCCCUGAUGUGCUCUCCUUCGCCUCCUCAGGUCCAGCGGCACUAUCUGUCAGUGUGUAUUUCACACGCGGUGCCUUGUAGAUCGAUAUAAUAUUUCAACAAAAUGGUGGCGCUUGUGACCGCCUCAGUCCUUUCAGUCGGGAGCAAAAUAACAGGAGUUGCGCGAAACGCCACCAACCUCUUCACUGACUCCGUCCUCUCACAAUGUCCAUCAUGGAGACAGAGUCAGCAAGCAUUGAGCGCCGCAAGGCUGCAUUCGACAAUCUCGGAUCACUACAGCGAAACUUUUUGGUGGACUCGCGCGAGUACAAGCUGCAGUAUGCACAUCUAUAUUUUACGCGCCUUGUGUUGAUGCGACCCAAGGUGCUCAAGCAAGCAAAGCUGAAGUGGGGAUCGCUGGAUUCGACGCCGAAGCAUGUGGAAAAGGUGCUGGACGUGCAACCGGGGGAGAUCUCGUACCUGAUCGGUACCGUCUACAUGGAUAUGAAGCUGAAGCCCAAUAUCUUAAAUGAUAUCACCAAGGAUCACUGGAUUACAGCGCAGCCCGACAGACCGAAGUACACUGACGACGACGACUCCGUAUAUCUGGAAGAUGAAUCUGGUCGUGUCAAACUUACUGGCGCCAAGAUUACGAGCGUCAUUUUCGUCACAGGUGUCGUUAUGGGCGUUCUUGGAAGCGAGGACAUCAACGGAGACUUCAAGGUGGUGGAUGUGUGCUAUGCAGUACAACCUCCACAGCAGCCACUCAGCCUAAUGGAAACAGAUGAGGCAGACAAAUAUGUGGCCCUCAUAUCAGGGCUGCGGAUUGGCGGUGAUAGCUUUAAACCGCUAGAAAUGGAUCUUCUUGCAGAGUACUUGACUGGAGAGAUCGGCGGGCUUGAACGGUGUGACUAUGUCUACAACUUACACCCCGAACUGAUUUUCUCGUCAACACCACUACAGGAGCAAGCAGAAGGCGCCAACCUUGUGCGGGUCAUUAUCGCCGGGAACUCGAUCGUCACCCCGGAAAUUGUUGAGGAUGACACAAAAACGAAAAAGUACGGAUACGAUAGAUCAACAUUUGUUGCAGAAUCUACAGCAAUCCUGGAUCGUUUUCUUCAGGAUGUGUGUUCCAGCGUACAUGUUGAUAUCAUGCCCGGUGACAGAGACCCAUCUAGUAUUUCGAUGCCACAACAACCCAUUCAUCCAGCAUUACUCCAGUCCGCACGCGAAUAUUCAACAUUCCAGAGUGUGACGAACCCUUACUGGAGCAGCGUUGAUAAUGUCACUAUGCUGGGCACUUCGGGGCAAACCAUUGACGACAUUUACAAGUAUAUCAAGUCUGAGGAUCGACUGGAAAUGGCCAAAAAAACCUUGAGUUGGGGACAUGUCGCGCCGACAACACCGGAUACACUGUGGUGCUAUCCGUUCGGCGAUAAGGAUCCGUUUAUUAUGGAACAGGUUCCGCACGUCUACUUUGUCGGGAACCAGGACAAAUUUGCAACGGAACUGGUCAUUGGCAUGGAAGGGCAGCGAACUCGGGUUGUUAUGUUGCCACCAUUUGCAUCCACGGGGACGAUAGCUAUGGUCAACCUGAGGACAUUGGAAUGCCGCAGUGUUUCGUUCUCCACUGGUUCCAAGAAAUGA
Gamsiella multidivaricata is the source of this 1681-nucleotide messenger RNA. RefSeq names its product DNA polymerase alpha/epsilon subunit B-domain-containing protein. The transcript has 9 exons. The record is from RefSeq and is a predicted model, not a curated record. Gene Ontology annotation, biological process: DNA strand elongation involved in DNA replication; DNA replication. Gene Ontology annotation, cellular component: delta DNA polymerase complex. Gene Ontology annotation, molecular function: DNA binding. Lineage: Eukaryota; Fungi; Mortierellomycota; Mortierellomycetes; Mortierellales; Mortierellaceae. Bases 260 to 1681 code for a protein of 473 amino acids.